AUGGAUGACUAUUUGGGUGGCGGGGACUCUAUUGAGUCCGUUAUCGCUUUGGUCAAAGAAAUAAAGAAUGUACUAGAGUCCGCGAAAUUGCACUUGCGAAAAUGGCAAUCAAAUAGCCAAACAAUUAUAAACAAUAUAACGAAUGAUGAAAAAAGUGAACAACAUAAAACCCUUAAUCUUGAUCCUUCUCCUUCAAAAACAUUAGGUUUAUUCUGGGACACCUUUCAUGACACUUUUUAUUUUUCAAUUAACCACACCUUUACACAUAAAUACACAAAACGUAAUAUUUUAUCUUUCAUAAGUCAAGUUUUCGAUCCUUUGGGUCUGGUUGGACCGUGUAUUUUACAAGCCAAAAAUAUAUUGCAACAACUGUGGGUACAUAAAUGUGGCUGGGAUGAUGAGGUUCCGUCGCAAAUUGUAUUGGAAUUUAAUAACUUUGUUAACUCUCUUUCUCACAUAAACACCAUACAUAUACCACGCUGGAUAGCGCAAGAUGAUCUUCGGGAAAUGCAGUUACAUGUAUUUACCGAUGCUUCAGAACGUGCAUAUGGCGCAUGCGUUUAUGUAAGAACGAUCUCAAUUGACGGAUUAGUGCAAGUUCGUCUUUUAACAUCAAAAAAUAAGGUGUCGCCUAUAAAGACUAUAACAAUACCUCGCUUGGAGCUAUGCGGCGCUUUACUAGGCACAAGGCUCUAUAAAAAAGUGAUAGAGUCUUUAACUAUGAAGUUCAAUAGUUGCUUUUUUUGGUGUGAUUCGACAAUUGUUUUGGGUUGGCUUUCCACAGAGUCAAGUUCUCUUAAGCAAUUUGUACGAAAUAGAGUUAAUGAGAUACUAGAAAUUACAAAGGGACACACCUGGGAUUAUGUGCCAUCUAAGCUGAACCCUGCUGAUUUGGCUUCUCGUGGGGUGAAUGCUGACUUCCGUCUGAAUGCUGACGUCCUUUCGCACUUUGGUGGAAGGGCCCAGAAUUUUUAA
This is a messenger RNA of Parnassius mnemosyne (clouded apollo), 975 nucleotides long. Lineage: Eukaryota; Metazoa; Arthropoda; Insecta; Lepidoptera; Papilionidae. The record is from the annotation of a GenBank genome assembly.